Messenger RNA from Notolabrus celidotus (New Zealand spotty), 4615 nucleotides. RefSeq names its product immunoglobulin-like and fibronectin type III domain-containing protein 1. The record is from RefSeq and is a predicted model, not a curated record. Gene Ontology annotation, molecular function: protein binding. The coding region runs from base 73 to 4260 and encodes 1395 amino acids. The transcript is spliced from 25 exons. Lineage: Eukaryota; Metazoa; Chordata; Actinopteri; Labriformes; Labridae.
CUUACCGCAACAGACAGCAGAGAACAGCCAACCUAACUUGAAAAAAAAUAAGUUGCGGUUUUAUCUAUCAAGAUGUUUAAAAUACGUAAAGCUAAGGAUGAGGAGCCAACAGCUCCUGGCCAGGUAAACAUUAAAAAGAGAUCAAGUGUGCCAGGAGUCAUGAUUACUCAGUUUGUAGAAGAACUUCCUGAAGGCAUGACCACCCCAGAUUUUACUCGGAAACCCAUUGCUGUAACUAUACAAGAAGGAAAAAUUGCUAUUUUCAAAGCAGUAGUUAUUGGCAAACCAACACCAACUGUGACCUGGGUGAGAAAUGAUGGGGAAAUUGAUGAAGAACGGUACAAAAUCACCCAGGACAAGAAUUCAGGAGAAUACCAACUACAGAUGCCUGCUGUAACCGUGGAUCAAGCUGACACUUACAAGUGUUUGGCCAGAAAUGACUACGGAAAAGCUGUUGUGACUGCCACACUUAAUGUUAUUGAGGUUGGCUUUAAAAAGAACAGAGCCCUGCAAGAAUCAAGAACAGCUGUCAGAGAGGUACCUGAGGACUUCAAAAAGGCCUUGAAAAAUAAGGUUGAUAUCGAUGCAAAAGAAGACAAGAAAGGAGAAAUUGAUGAGAAGUUUUGGGAAGUGUUGAUGAGUGCUGACAAGAAAGAUUAUGAGAGCAUCUGUGCUCAGUAUGGUGUCACUGAUUUCCGUGGGAUGCUGAAAAAACUCAAGGAGAAGAAGCAGGAAAGAAAUAUGGAACAAGAAAGGGUGGUUGAAAAGCUUUGCAACCUAAAGCCAGUUGAGCUGAAGGCUGAUGGUGAUGCAGAAUUUGAGCUUGAAAUGUCCCUUAGAGACCCUACCAGCAAAAUCUUCUUAUUCAAGGAUGGAGUCAUGAUUCCCUUUGAUGCAGACACAGAUAUUAAACAUGGACUGAAGCAAGUGGGAAAGAAGUUUGUGUUCAGUAUCAAUGGUGUUAGUGCAGAGGAUGCAGGAUUAUACCAAGUGGAAGUUGACGGAAUUAAGAUCUUCUCUACAGAUUUCAAACUUCCCCCCGUAGACUUCCUGGUGAAGAUUCAGGAUGUGAAAGCAGAAGAAAGAGGGGAUGCUGUUUUUGAGUGUGUUAUCUCACAUCCCCUGAAACAGAUAACUUGGCAAGGAAAAAAUGUCGAACUGGAGCAAGGGGAAAAAUUUGACAUCUUGGUAUCAGAGGACAUGUUGAUUCAUACAUUGGUGGUGAAAGACUGCUUUCCAUUGGACAAAGGAAUAUAUGCAGCAGUGACUGGGAUGAAAUCCUGCAGUGCCUGGCUUAUAGUUGAAGCUGACAAAGAUCCAAAUUCAAUUGGGAAGAAGAAAGCUCGCAAAACAACCAGAGCAGGAGGUGGUAACCCUGAGCUUUUAAAGAUUGCUCAAGAGCAACAGGCUAAGGUACAGAAAGAGAGGGAUGAGUUACUUGCAAAAAUAAAAGCAGAGGCAGACGCCGCUGCAGCUGAAAAAGAAGAAGCUGACGCUAAAGCCAAAGCUGAAGCAGAGGCCAAAGCAGCAGCUCUUGCUAAAGCUAAAGCAGAAGCAAAAGCUAAAGCUAAAGCAAAGCCAAAGACAGGUGAAAAGGCAAAUACCAAAAAAAAGGCAAAGGCAAAGAAGGAAGAGGAGGAAGGAGAGGAUGAAGAGGAAGAAGAAGAAGAAGAAGAAGAAGAAGAUGAGGAGGGAGAGGGAGAGGGAGAGGAAGUAGGAGAGGAAGGAGUUGUACCUAAGGCUUCAAAACCAAAGCAAAAAGUACAAAUAAAGGAAGGAGAGGCUCCUGCUGAAGUUGCUGAUACAGAAGAAGAGCCUGUUCAAGAGAAAAGAAAGAGAGUGAGAGCAGGCCCACUUGUACCUGAUACAGUCAUUGACCCAGGAGUAUACUUCACCGGCGGUCUGUCGGAUGUAAAUGCAAUUAUUGGUACUGACGCAGAACUGGUCUGCAGACUGAGCAAUGAGGAAUGUGACGGAGUUUGGUUUAAAGAUGGGAAAGAGCUAACAGCCACAGAUGAUAUUUGUAUUGUAAAAGAUGGAUUGUACCGCAAAGUAAUCAUCAAAAAUUGCAAAGAAGAUGAUGCUGGAAAGUACCGAUGUGAGGCUGAUGGGCGUAAAACAGAAGCUGUGCUGGGUGUUGAAGACCCACCAAGAAUUGACCCUGAUGACCUCAUUGAAUUCAUAAAACCUGUUACAAUCAAAACAGGAAAAGAGGCAGCUUUCAAAGUGUCAUUUGUGGGCCGGGAGCCCCUGAAGAUAUAUUGGUACAAUGAGGAUGAAGAGCUUUUGGAGGACACUCACAUCAAGAUUGAGAAGUCUUCCUCACACAGCCGCCUGCUGUUAACUAAGUGCCCACGCAAAAUCACGGGAGAAAUUAAGAUUAAGAUUAAAAAUGAAUGUGGAACAACUGAGGCAAUCACACAGCUUGUUGUGUUAGAUAAACCAACACCACCGCUAGGUCCAGUGGAUAUCAUAGAAAGUUCUUCAACUUGCAUUGAUUUUAAAUGGAGGGUUCCAAAAGACAAUGGAGGUGCCCCUAUCACAGACUACGUCCUUGAGCGCCAACAAAUUGGCCGAAACAGCUGGAAGAAAUUAGGCAAGAUUGGCCCAGAGCCUAAAUACAGGGACGCUGAUGUGGAUCAUGGCAGGAAGUAUUGCUAUCACAUCAGGGCAGAAUCUGAUCAAGGCAUCAGUGAAAUGAUGGAGACUGAUGACAUUCAGGCAGGGACAAAAGCAUACCCCGGACCUCCUUCCACACCAAAAAUUGUUAGUGCUUUCAAAGACUGUAUCAAUCUUGCUUGGACUGCACCAGGCAACACUGGAGGAACCAAUCUUUUGGGAUACAACGUUGAGAAACGCAAGAAUGGCAGUAAUCUGUGGGGCCAAGUCAACCCACCAGAUGAGCCCAUCAGAGAGAAAAAGUAUGCAGUGAAGGACGUUGUUGAAGGCAUUGAAUAUGAGUUCCGUGUGUUUGCUAUCAACAUUUCUGGUGCUGGAGAGGCAAGUUCACCUUCUGAGUUUGUGUUUGCAAGGGAUCCAAAGAAGCCUCCUGGUAAAGUUAUUGACCUGAAAGUGACAGACUCUACAUACACCACCUUAUCUCUUGGCUGGACCAAACCUAUUGAGGAGGAAGGAGUUCAAGAUGAGGCUAAAGGAUACUUUGUGGAGCUUAGACCAGCAGAAAACCCAGAAUGGUGUCGCUGCAACUCCAAUGCCAUUAUUAUGACCUCUUAUACUAUCAUGGGUCUGAAGUCUAUGGCCAUGUACUGGGUAAGAGUUUUAGCCACCAAUGAGGGUGGAGAUGGUGAGCCUCAAGAGCUGAACAACUAUAUCAUUGCAAUGCCUCCUCCAGUGAGACCUCAAUUUACUGACAAAAAGAUUAAGAACUUCAUGGUGAUGAAAGCUGGAAACUCUGUUCGAAUCAACUUUAACUUUCAGGCUUCUCCCAUACCAGCUAUUAAAUGGCUCAAGGACGGUCUCCCUGUAGCUAAGCAUGUGACGGUGAGCAACACAGACACGUCAUCACAGCUCAUCAUUGCUGCAUCAGAACGUCAUGACACUGGGAUCUACACAAUCAUUGUCAAGAACCUUGUUGGUCAGGAGACCUCUAGUGUUGAGAUAAGAGUCACAGAUGACCCAAAGCCUCCAGGUCCUGUGGAGCUUGAUGAAAACGUAUCAGGGACAGUGACAGUCUCUUGGUCCCCCUCUCCAGAUGAGAAGAAAGAUGACAGGCUGCACUACAUGAUCACCAAGCGUGAUUCUGUGAAACGUUCUUGGCAAAUUGUAGCAGAUCACCUCUUCAACAAUAAAUAUACUGCCAUCAAUAUCAUGCCUGGAAGACAGUAUAAGUUCCGGAUCUACGCCAAGAAUGACAUGGGAAUGUCCAAACCCUCUGAAUCAGCCUCAUGGGAAGUGAAGAGAACAAAAGAUACAUUUACUUUGAACCUUCCUGCCUCUAAGGACUGCAGCUUUGAAAUGCCUCCCUCAUUCUCUGUUCCACUUAAAACACACAAAAGCCCAGAGAGCUAUGAGUGCUACAUGAGUUGUGCCGUGACAGGAAACCCCAAACCCUAUGUCACCUGGUACAGAAAUAACAUUAGCCUGAACACCAACACCAACUACUACAUCACUAACACAUGUGGAGUCUGCUCCAUGGUGAUUCUCAAAGUCGGGCCCAAGGACAGUGGUGAUUACACAGUCAUUGCUGAAAACGCUCUUGGCAGAGUGGAGGGUUCAGCUAAACUUGUUGUUCAAGAUUAAAAUUAUGCAGUCAGCCUGAAGUCCUCAAGAAGCUUGUUGCUGUGACAAGAAUGGAACUGCCACUGUUGUUUUAUAACCUGCUGCCAUACGUGCUUACUGUUCAUGAUUCACUGUAUUAAUGUGUUUCAAUUAACCUUGAAUAAAAAAAUACUGGUCAAAAGAAAGAGGGAGCUCUUGAUAACAUUCAGCAAACCUUUUUAAAGCCCAAUUAUCGAAUGGGUUCUGUUGUUUCUCAGGUGAAAUUUUACUCAGUGUACCUACUGGAUGGAAUUAGCACAUUGACCAGGGACUUCUGGAGUUAGACAUUAACUCUGUGCUUAUCUUGCAUCAAAGUGUUUUAUUUGUUGACUUUUUU